AUUGUGUCUUCAAAGUUCAAACCAUUUCCAACUUCAUUUCCAAAAGGACCUUGAAAGCAGAGUGAGUGGAGUGGGUCAUUCGGGGAAGCUUCCCCCAACGAUUUAGGGCCUGUGGAGACGCGGGAAUAUGGCGGACAGUUUGUUGGGUCCCUCUUUCCUUUCGUGUAAAACACUCUGCCCUCUUUCCCAUUUCCCCUACUACAGACCUCACAUGGCUGCGCUUCGCUCCUCACCCACCCACCAACAUUGUUGCCGUUGCGCCUCAAACUUAAACCCUAACCAGCCCUCAUUACUCGUCUUCUCAGGUGGGACUGCGUUUAAUGGUGUGGUGGAAGAGCUAAAGAGUUUCACGACUCGGGUUGCGCAUGUUCUCCCUGUUUCCGAUGACGGAGGAAGUACUGCAGAGAUUGUUCGUGUCCUCGGUGGUCCGGCUGUUGGAGACAUACGGUCGAGGUGUUUGAGGUUGUCUGAUCAAAGUACUGCUGAGUCGCUUGCUGUCCGAAGAUUGCUGGGUCAUCGUUUACCGCUUGAUGCACAACAAGCCAAAUCAGAAUGGUAUAAUAUCGUCGAAGGAGAACAUUUUCUAUGGAAUGGUGUGUCGAAACCCUACAGGGAGACAAUUCGAGCUUUCUUGGCUUACUUUCAGAAUCAGAUUCUCCGGCGGUCUGAUGAAUCAUUUUGUUUCAGGAAUGGCAGCAUUGGGAAUUUCUUCUUUGCAGGAGCACGCAUAUUUUUUCAGUCUUUAGAUGCUGCAAUAUUUUUGUUUUCACGUGUUUCAGAUAUUCCUUCAGAAAGUAUGGUCCUCCCAGUGAUAUCAACAAAUGACAGGCUUACAUUAGGAUGUGAAUUAUGGGAUGGGACUAUAAUUCGAGGUCAGAAUGAAAUUUCUCAUCCAAGUCAUGGAUACAUGGAACCUAUAAAUAAGGGAAGAUCUUCAGUUCCAGCGCUUCCUUCAAGAAUAAAGAGGGUGUUCUACAUGUCAAGUGAGGGCAGUAAUUUGCUGCAUGAGGUCUUCCCUGCAGCAAACCCAGCUGUCCUGGACCAGUUGAGUAGCGUGGACUGUAUUGUUUAUGCUAUGGGAUCUCUCUUCACUUCCAAUUGUCCAUCAUUGGUAUUACUAGGCAUUGGAGAGAUUAUUUCUUCAAGGUCCUGCCGCAAGGUUCUUUUGUUAAAUGGUACACAUGAUCGAGAAACUAGUGAUUUCUCAGCAUCUUGCUUCGUAACUGCAAUUACAGAUGCUCUGAACCGAACAUAUGGAGAUGCUCAGAAUUGUCUAAAAAACCUUGUACUUUAUGUUUCUGUGCAGCCAAGCCAGUACAUUAAUACACUUUUGGUCCCCAAAGAUGGUGAAAUUCCUGUUGAUGUUCAAUGCUUGGCUGCUCAAGGAAUCAUUGAUGUGAUAUUUGUUGAUUCUAUACAUGAUCCAAAAGUGGGUGUAAUAUUUGACCCCAAGUCCCUAAUACAAGCUCUAGCCGAUGCGGUUGGCAAACAUUUGAGUGCAAAUGUUACUGAGCUUGACCAUUCAAAUGAUGGUCAGGGGCAAGCGUUAUUGCUUUGAUGUGGAUAUUGAAGCCUUUCUGCUUGUAGGUCCAUUGUUCCUGAGGUGAAUAUUAUGUAACAAUACUGGUAGCUCAAUUUGAUUUACAUUUUUGCAACUUUAUGCUCAUCACAGUAUCAGAGACAGGCUAUACCUUACAGGCCAAUCUUCAAAUGCUGUAGAAUGCUUGGUAUAUAAGUUUGUUGCUGUAGUUA
Corylus avellana is the source of this 1752-nucleotide messenger RNA. It is a transcript of the gene MEE18, whose product is annotated as maternal effect embryo arrest 18. Lineage: Eukaryota; Viridiplantae; Streptophyta; Magnoliopsida; Fagales; Betulaceae. Gene Ontology annotation, molecular function: LPPG:FO 2-phospho-L-lactate transferase activity. The record is from RefSeq and is a predicted model, not a curated record.